AUGGCGACAUCCACACGCGAACAAGUUCGGCUACUGUGCCGAAGUUUCAAGGAGUGGGUGCAGCGAAACGUCCAGCAAGGUAUAGAUGGCAAUGAUGAGGAGAUGGACUAUGUCUCCUAUUCGAAGCUGAAAGACUAUUGGACACAUGACCGCAUAGGAAUAAUACUCGGCUCCUAUGACCGAGAAGUAGACAUCGACAUGAUUCAACACAGCUUCAUACAGGUCAUCUCAAUCCUCACAUAUAUCUCGGACGACAUUCACAGAUGGACUGAAUACCUUGUAUACUUCUAUAGAACCGAGACUGACGACGACUCUCUGCCUUUACCUACCUACGAUGCGAGGUCACGUCGAAAUCCUGCCCCGUUCGAGCAUUUUCUAUCCGACGGCCCUCAAGCUUGGUGGCAGUUCUCGACACAUCAAUGGAAGUUUUUGCCCCUCAAUUUCAAACGAAAGGACAGGAUUAUAGACCGAGUGCACGACCCCAGAACCCUGGAUCCGCGGUACAUCAUCCCCGUUACGAUCGAGAGCGAGCUUUCAAAGCGACCGGGUGGUAGCGCACGUGUACUCAAGGUGCUGCCUCAUGAAGCCAGUGGGCUACAACCGGAGAAGGGCUCAAUCACUCUCAAAAUGUACGAUAAAGAUCGCUACCAUCAGGAGUUCUUGCAUGAACGACACAUCUAUACUACGAUCCGGAACAUGAGGCGCACAGCCACGAUCGACGUGUCUAAAUACUUCCUCAGUUAUUAUGGAUGUUAUGUACAAGGGAAUAAGUGCGUUCUUGUGGUCGAGUACGCGAACCAAGGAAGCUUGUUAGAAUUCUUUCGCAAGAAUUGGCAUUUACCACGUACCGGAGAAGAAGCGCGUGGCCUCUGGCAUAGGCUGGGUCAGCUCAACAAUGGGCUUGCUCUUUUGCAUAAUGGUGGCCAAUACACUUCAAGUCUUCACCAGGACAUAAAGCCGGCCAACAUAUUCGUUUUCGAAGACAGUUCCACCGGGGACCUAUGCUUUAAAUUUGGAGACUUUGGGACGUCAAGCGUCACCCCAAUCGCUGAAAUUGGGGAUACGAUUGGCGAUGAUCAUGGAGGUACCAAGAUGUACUCAGCCCCUGAGCUCUGUGCUAUCGACGAUGAAGUACAUAUGGCUGAGAAAAUUACCUGGGGUGCGGAUAUAUGGAGUUUUGGUUGCGUGCUACUGGACUUCGGCGUGUGGAUGGCCCUCCACGAACGAGGCCGAAUAGCGUUCCGGAAAGAGAGGGUUGAAGAGACUCGCAGCCUCAAACGAAGUUCAUUGAGCAAUGCAGGAUAUGAUGGAGCUUUCCACAACGGGGAGAAGAUACUCACUGCCAUUAACCACAAAAUUGAGGAGAUCUGGCGACUUGACAGUCCAGUGGCACGAUCUGUGGGCCAUGUAAUGGAGUUUAUUCAGAGAGAAAUGCUUCGACCAAACGAUAUGGAGCGCCUUAAUGCGCAGCAAUUAAAGGCGCGCUUUCAAGACGCCAUUGAAGGCUUAGGGAGCCCGCCACUCCAUAGUGUGCGCAGAAUGCCGUCGCAGAUCAGCGAAGACUCAAUUGCACGAACCAGAACUUCAAUCGGUCAAAAUCGCGAUACUGUAAUACUUGAAAAUAGGAGUAGCCGGGAGGAGGAAGCAGAGAGAAACGGGGAACCUCAAAGAUCCGCAACGUGUUUUCCACAGACUCAAGUGACUGAUGACGGAAAUUUGAGCCGAGUAUCUCUCACACAGGUAUCAGUCGGUAGAAGCCAGAGUGUGACACUGCCUCACCGAGGAGCACCGACCCCGUCGUCUUCGUCGUCGAAUCAGUCCAGACCACUUGGAUCACGGCAAGAUUCCGUCGGGCAAUCUGGUAGCAUGGUAUCCAGAAACUCGAAACUUACAUCGGCUUCUAACAGCACUUCCGAACAUACCAUCAAAGACAUACUCGAAUGGAUUCCCAAGAUUAAAGCUCAACAGGCAUUCAUGCCAAAGUGGCUAGAGAAAACCCUCGAACAAGUCCGUGGUCGCGACCAGUGUUUCAUCUUUGACAACUCUGUAUCCAUGACCGAACACUGGAACCAUGUAAAGCAUGCCGGUGAUGCUUUGACCUAUGUUUUGAAGAAUGUCGAUCCAGAUGGUUUUGAGGUUCAUAUGACCAACGGUGGGGACUCUAUCAAGCGCAAGGAUCGAAAGGGCUUGUUUGAGGCGUUCGGAUAUUUCGACACCCACUGUCCCCGGGCAGACUCGGGCUCCUGUGCAAUGGAAAACGUCUUAUCUAACAUCCUUGAGACUGCCGUGACCAAAGCCUUAGCCCAACCCUCAGGUUUCUAUCUUCGGAGAUCUGGCAAAAUCAAGGGCAUCAGCGUCUACGUCUUCACGAACGGAGUCUGGGAGAAGCGACGUAGUCGUUGCGGAUCACCCCGAGAAGCAGGAGGUGUUGAGAACGCGAUCAAAAGCGCCGUCCAAAGGCUGCAAGACGCGAAGAAAAUGAGGACAUUCCUCUCAAUCCAGUUCAUUAGCUUUGGCAACGACCCUGAAGGUCGUCGUCGGAUGGACUGGCUCGACGACGACAUUGAAGAGAUCACGGAUGGUUGGGAUAUCGUGGACACGACGCAUCAUACCGGGAGCGUUGAAAAGAUGGUCAUUGGCGCCAUCAGCGGUGCGAUGGAUGGCGACAAGCAUUCCAAAGCCACGAACAGGGAGCCAAUUGGUGUCACCGAGACGUAGCUGCAUCUGGCACAUCGUGUAUUCCGUAGUAGAGUGUCAUCGGAGCGCCAUUGAACCCCGAAAUCGGAUUCAGUGAAGCAACAUCAAGCGGCUGUCACAUUUUAUCGUGUGCCUUUUCUUUUUCGGUGCGGCCCGCGCAUCACGGGCUACACUUGGCGCGAUUACCGCUGACCCGGACUCAUGUCUCAUGUGGACGCCCGCAGCCCAUGUAAGUCGAAUACAGUUGAUUGGCUUCAUCUAUCCAUCUACUGACGUGGACUUGAAGAUAUCGUAUAGAUGCUUGCUAACACAUGAGUAAUCUCUGAAGUGACUGGCUGGCGAUGAGGAAGGGAAGGCCAGGCCGUGAACAGCACUGACAGCAGGCGUUCGCUAAGCUCCUAUGAACAUGUGAUGCGAGCUAUCACAUCUUCAUGCAGGCACAUAGAGAAAUGCCAAACGCUCAACAUCAUCCCUCGACUCUCUGUUACGAUGAGUGAGGGAUACUAACAGCAAUGCAA
This is a messenger RNA of Xylaria bambusicola, 3215 nucleotides long. Its product is annotated as kinase-like domain-containing protein. The transcript is spliced from 3 exons. The coding region runs from base 1 to 2718 and encodes 905 amino acids. NCBI's taxonomy places the organism in Eukaryota, Fungi, Ascomycota, Sordariomycetes, Xylariales, Xylariaceae. Gene Ontology annotation, biological process: protein phosphorylation. The record is from RefSeq and is a predicted model, not a curated record. Gene Ontology annotation, molecular function: protein kinase activity; ATP binding.